AUGAGCACCUCCGCACCCCCACCUGUGGGAUCUCUCUCCCAAAGAAAACGUCAGCAAUACGCCAAGAGCAAAAAACAGGGUAACUCGUCCAACAGCCGACCUGCCCGCGCCCUUUUCUGUUUGUCACUCAAUAACCCCAUCCGAAGAGCCUGCAUUAGUAUAGUGGAAUGGAAACCAUUUGACAUAUUUAUAUUAUUGGCUAUUUUUGCCAAUUGUGUGGCCUUAGCUAUUUACAUCCCAUUCCCCGAAGAUGAUUCUAAUUCAACAAAUCAUAACUUGGAAAAAGUAGAAUAUGCCUUCCUGAUUAUUUUUACAGUCGAGACAUUUUUGAAGAUUAUAGCGUAUGGAUUAUUGCUACAUCCUAAUGCUUAUGUUAGGAAUGGAUGGAAUUUACUGGAUUUUGUUAUAGUAAUAGUAGGAUUGUUUAGUGUAAUUCUGGAACAAUUAACCAAAGAAACAGAAGGCGGUAACCACUCCAGUGGCAAGUCAGGAGGCUUCGAUGUCAAAGCCCUCCGCGCCUUUCGGGUGUUACGACCACUUCGACUAGUGUCAGGAGUGCCCAGUUUACAAGUUGUCCUGAACUCCAUUAUAAAAGCCAUGGUUCCCCUCCUUCACAUAGCCCUUUUGGUAUUAUUUGUAAUCAUAAUCUAUGCUAUUAUAGGAUUGGAACUUUUUAUUGGAAAAAUGCACAAAACAUGUUUUUUUGCUGACACAGAUAUCCUAGCCGAAGAGGACCCAGCGCCAUGUGCGUUCUCAGGGAAUGGACGCCAGUGUGCCUCCAAUGGCACCGAGUGUAGGAGUGGCUGGGUUGGCCCAAAUGGAGGCAUCACCAACUUUGAUAACUUUGCCUUUGCCAUGCUCACCGUGUUUCAGUGCAUCACCAUGGAGGGCUGGACAGACGUGCUCUACUGGGUAAAUGAUGCGAUAGGAUGGGAAUGGCCAUGGGUGUAUUUUGUUAGUCUGAUCAUCCUUGGCUCAUUUUUCGUCCUUAACCUGGUUCUUGGUGUCCUUAGUGGAGAAUUCUCAAAGGAAAGAGAGAAGGCUAAAGCCCGGGGAGAUUUCCAGAAGCUCCGGGAGAAGCAGCAGCUGGAGGAGGAUCUAAAGGGCUACCUGGAUUGGAUCACCCAAGCAGAAGACAUUGAUCCUGAGAACGAGGAAGAAGGAGGAGAAGAAAGCAAACGAAACACCAGCAUGCCCACCAGCGAGACCGAGUCGGUGAACACAGAGAACGUAAGUGGCGGAGGCGAGAACCAAGGCAGCUGUGGGAGUCUCUGGUGCUGGUGGAAAAGAAGAGGCACGGCCAAGGCUGGGCCCUCUGGGUGUCGGCGGUGGGGCCAAGCCAUCUCAAAAUCCAAGCUCAGCCGACGCUGGCGUCGCUGGAACCGCUUCAAUCGCAGAAGAUGUCGGGCUGCUGUGAAGUCUGUCACGUUUUACUGGCUGGUUAUUGUCCUGGUGUUUCUCAACACCUUAACCAUUUCCUCUGAGCACUACAACCAGCCUGACUGGCUGACGCAGAUUCAAGAUAUUGCUAACAAAGUCCUCCUGGCUCUGUUCACCUGCGAGAUGCUGGUAAAAAUGUACAGCUUGGGUCUCCAGGCAUAUUUCGUCUCUCUCUUUAACCGGUUUGAUUGCUUCGUGGUGUGCGGUGGAAUUACUGAGACCAUCUUGGUGGAGCUGGAGAUCAUGUCUCCCCUGGGGAUCUCUGUGUUUCGGUGCGUGCGCCUCUUAAGGAUUUUCAAGGUGACCAGGCACUGGACUUCCCUGAGCAACUUAGUGGCCUCCUUGUUAAACUCCAUGAAGUCCAUCGCUUCGCUGUUGCUUCUGCUUUUUCUCUUCAUCAUCAUCUUUUCCUUGCUUGGGAUGCAGCUGUUUGGUGGCAAGUUUAAUUUUGACGAAACGCAGACCAAGCGGAGCACCUUUGACAAUUUCCCUCAAGCCCUUCUGACAGUCUUCCAGAUCCUGACAGGGGAAGACUGGAACGCUGUGAUGUAUGAUGGCAUUAUGGCCUAUGGUGGCCCAUCCUCUUCAGGAAUGAUCGUCUGCAUCUACUUCAUCAUCCUCUUCAUUUGUGGUAACUAUAUCCUACUGAAUGUCUUCUUGGCGAUUGCUGUAGACAAUCUGGCUGAUGCUGAAAGUUUGAAUACUGCCCAGAAAGAGGAAGCUGAAGAGAAGGAGAGGAAAAAGAUUGCCAGAAAAGAGAGCCUGGAGAAUAAAAAGAACAACAAACCAGAAGUCAACCAGAUAGCCAACAGUGACAAUAAGGUUACAAUUGAUGACUAUCGAGAAGAGGAUGAAGACAAGGACCCCUACCCACCUUGUGAUGUGCCAGUAGGGGAAGAGGAAGAGGAGGAAGAGGAAGAUGAACCUGAGGUUCCUGCUGGCCCCCGUCCUCGCAGAAUCUCAGAGUUGAACAUGAAGGAGAAAAUCACCCCCAUUCCUGAAGGGAGCGCAUUCUUCAUUCUGAGCAAGACCAACCCGAUCCGCGUGGGCUGCCACAAGCUCAUCAACCACCACAUCUUCACCAACCUCAUCCUCGUGUUCAUCAUGCUGAGUAGCGCCGCCCUUGCCGCCGAGGACCCCAUCCGCAGCCACUCCUUCCGGAACACCAUACUGGGUUACUUUGACUAUGCUUUCACAGCCAUCUUUACUGUUGAAAUCCUGUUAAAGAUGGCGACUUUUGGAGCUUUCCUCCACAAAGGGGCUUUCUGCAGGAACUACUUCAAUCUGCUGGAUAUGCUGGUGGUCGGGGUGUCCCUAGUAUCAUUUGGGAUCCAAUCCAGUGCCAUCUCCGUUGUGAAGAUUCUGAGGGUCUUAAGGGUCCUGCGGCCGCUCAGGGCGAUCAACAGAGCAAAAGGACUUAAGCACGUGGUCCAGUGUGUCUUCGUGGCCAUCCGGACCAUUGGCAACAUCAUGAUCGUCACCACCCUUCUCCAGUUCAUGUUCGCCUGCAUCGGGGUCCAGUUGUUCAAGGGAAAGUUCUAUCGCUGUACAGAUGAAGCCAAAAGUAACCCCGAAGAGUGCAGGGGGCUUUUCAUCCUCUACAAGGAUGGGGAUGUUGAUAACCCUGUGGUCCGUGAGAGGAUCUGGCAAAAUAGUGAUUUCAACUUUGACAACGUCCUUUCUGCUAUGAUGGCGCUGUUCACGGUCUCCACAUUUGAGGGCUGGCCUGCGUUGCUGUAUAAAGCCAUCGACUCAAAUGGAGAGAACGUGGGCCCCGUCUACAACCACCGCGUGGAGAUCUCCAUUUUCUUCAUUAUCUACAUCAUCAUCGUUGCUUUCUUCAUGAUGAACAUCUUUGUGGGCUUCGUCAUCGUCACAUUUCAGGAGCAGGGAGAGAAAGAGUAUAAGAACUGUGAGCUGGACAAAAAUCAGCGUCAGUGUGUUGAAUACGCCUUGAAAGCACGUCCCUUGCGGAGAUACAUCCCCAAAAACCCCUACCAGUACAAGUUCUGGUACGUGGUGAACUCCUCGCCUUUCGAAUACAUGAUGUUUGUCCUCAUCAUGCUCAACACACUCUGCUUGGCCAUGCAGCACUACGAGCAGUCCAAGAUGUUUAAUGACGCCAUGGACAUUCUGAACAUGGUCUUCACUGGGGUGUUCACCGUUGAGAUGGUUUUGAAAGUCAUCGCAUUUAAACCUAAGGGGUAUUUUAGUGACGCCUGGAACACGUUUGACUCCCUCAUCGUAAUCGGCAGCAUUAUAGACGUGGCCCUCAGCGAAGCCGACCACUAUUUCACUGAUGCAUGGAACACUUUUGAUGCCUUAAUUGUUGUUGGUAGCGUCGUUGAUAUUGCUAUAACUGAAGUGAAUAACUCUGAAGAGAGCAAUAGAAUCUCCAUCACCUUUUUCCGUCUUUUCCGAGUGAUGCGGUUGGUGAAGCUUCUCAGCAGGGGGGAAGGCAUCCGGACGUUGCUGUGGACUUUUAUAAAGUCCUUUCAGGCACUGCCCUAUGUAGCCCUCCUCAUAGCCAUGUUGUUCUUCAUCUACGCGGUGAUUGGCAUGCAGAUGUUUGGGAAGGUUGCUAUGAGAGAUAACAACCAGAUCAACAGGAACAACAAUUUCCAGACCUUUCCCCAGGCGGUGCUGCUGCUCUUCAGGUGUGCCACGGGUGAAGCCUGGCAGGAGAUCAUGCUGGCCUGCCUCCCAGGGAAGCUCUGUGACCCCGAGUCGGACUAUAACCCUGGGGAGGAGUACACGUGUGGGAGCAACUUCGCCAUUGUUUAUUUCAUCAGUUUUUACAUGCUCUGCGCAUUUCUGAUCAUCAACCUGUUUGUGGCUGUUAUCAUGGACAACUUUGAUUAUCUGACCCGGGACUGGUCUAUUCUGGGGCCUCACCAUUUAGAUGAAUUCAAAAGAAUAUGGUCAGAAUAUGACCCUGAGGCGAAAGGAAGGAUAAAACACCUCGAUGUGGUCACUCUGCUCCGCCGCAUCCAGCCUCCCCUGGGUUUUGGGAAACUAUGCCCACACAGAGUAGCCUGUAAGAGACUAGUGGCCAUGAACAUGCCUCUCAACAGUGAUGGGACGGUCAUGUUUAAUGCAACCCUGUUUGCUUUGGUUCGAACGGCUCUUAAAAUCAAGACGGAAGGGAACCUGGAACAAGCUAAUGAAGAACUCCGAGCUGUGAUCAAGAAAAUCUGGAAGAAAACCAGCAUGAAACUGCUUGACCAAGUUGUCCCUCCAGCUGGUGAUGAUGAGGUAACCGUGGGGAAGUUCUAUGCCACUUUCCUGAUACAGGACUACUUUAGGAAAUUCAAGAAACGGAAAGAACAAGGCCUGGUGGGAAAAUACCCUGCGAAGAACACCACCAUUGCCCUACAGGCAGGAUUAAGGACACUGCAUGACAUUGGGCCAGAAAUCCGGCGUGCUAUAUCAUGUGAUUUGCAAGAUGACGAGCCGGAGGAAACAAAACGAGAAGAAGAAGAAGAUGUAUUCAAAAGAAAUGGUGCCCUGCUUGGAAACCAUGUCAAUCAUGUUAAUAGUGAUAGGAGAGACCCCCUUCAGCAGACCAAUACCACCCACCGUCCCCUGCAUGUCCAAAGGCCUUCAGUUCCACCUGCAAGUGAUACUGAGAGACCGCUGUUUCCUCCAGCAGGAAAUUCGGGGUGUCAUAGCCAUCAUAACCAUAAUUCCAUAGGAAAGCAAGCUCCCAGCUCAACAAAUGCCAAUCUCAAUAAUGCCAAUAUGUCCAAAGCUGCCCCUGGAAAGCGGCCCAGCAUGGGGAACCUUGAGCAUAUGUCUGAAAAUGGGCAUCACUCCUCCCACAAGCAUGACCGGGAGCCUCCAAGAAGGUCCAGUAUUAAAAGGUCUGACUCGGGGGAUGAGCAGUUCCCCACUAUCUGCCGGGAAGAUCCAGAGAUCCGUGGCUACUUCAGGGACUCCUGCUGCUUGGAGGAGCAGGAGUAUUUCAGUGGUGAGGAGGGCUUCGAGGAUGCCUGCUCCCUGACCGGGGCCAGGCAAAACUACAGCUACUACAGCCGAUACCCAGGUGGCAGCUGGGACUUCGAGCGGCCCCGAGGCUACCAUCACCCCCAAGGCUUCCUGGAGGAUGAGGACUUGCCUGUUUGCUAUGAUUCCCGGAGAUCUCCAAGGAGACGCCUACUACCUCCCACCCCAACAUCCCACCGGAGAUCCUCCUUCAACUUCGAGUGCCUGCGUGGGCAGAGCAGCCAGGAGGAGGUCCCGCCGUCCCCCGCCUUCCCCCACCGCACAGCCCUGCCUCUGCACCUGAUGCAGCAACAGAUCAUGGCAGUUGCGGGCCUGGAUUCCAGUAAAGCCCAGAAGUACUCACCAAGCCACUCAACCCGGUCAUGGGCCACCCCUCCGGCGACCCCUCCGUACCGGGAUUGGACGCCGUGCUACGCGCCCCUGAUCCAGGUGGAGCGGCCAGAGGCCCUGGACCAGGUCAACGGCAGCCUGCCGUCCCUGCACCGGAGCUCCUGGUACACGGACGAGCCUGGCAUCUCGUACCGAACGUUCACACCAGCCAGCCUGACUGUCCCCAGCAGCUUCCGCAACAAGAACAGUGACAAGCAGAGGAGCGCAGACAGCUUGGUGGAGGCGGUCCUGAUAUCUGAAGGCUUAGGACGGUAUGCAAGGGACCCAAAAUUUGUAUCGGCAACAAAACACGAAAUCGCCGAUGCCUGCGACCUGACCAUCGACGAGAUGGAGAGUGCAGCCAGCAACCUGCUCAACGGGACGGUGCAUCCCCGGGCCAACGGGGGCGUGGGCCCUGUCUCCCACCGGCAGGACUAUGAGCUCCAGGACUUUGGGCCAGGCUACAGCGAUGAAGAGCCCGACCCCGGAAGAGAUGAGGAGGACCUGGCAGAUGAAAUGAUCUGCAUCACCACCCUGUAGCCCCCAGGGAGGGGCAGACUGGCUCUGGCCUCAGGUGGGGCACCAGAGGGCCAGGGAAAAAGUGCCUCGUAGUUAGGAAAGGUUAGGCACUAGUGUGGAGUCCAUAUUCAAUUAGACUUUUGUACAAGUGAUGUCAUGCCUCACGGAAGCCAUAAACCUGGUAGGGGACAGCCCUGCUCCCGUGCCCAGCCUCAGCUGUGGGAAGCAGCAGGUCCAGCCCUCAGAGGGGAGGACCCGUGAGGAGGUGGGACAAGCCCUGCCCGCUUGUCCAGGGCGCCCCCGGGGCUCUCCCCUGCGCCCACCCACCUGCUGGCACGGUGGGGAAGGUCAAGGUGAUGACGAUCACCACACCUGUGUCAUUACCUCAGCCAUUGGUCUAGCAUAUCAGACAUUCACUGGGCCCAGCAUAUCCAUUUUUAAACCCUUUCCUCCCAAACACACUGCUUCCUGGUUUCUGUUUGGCUGUUCUGAAAUACAGUGUGUGAAUCAGGACCUACCUACCAGCCGUCAUCUGGAAAGGGGAGCAGGACCUUACACAUGAGGUUUUCUGUUAUGUGACCCCAGUUUACAAAAGAGAGUGUCACUCAGUCGGUUUCUGACUGUCAGCUCAAGGGCAACUGUAAACUGGAAUAAUCAUGCACUCGCAACCAGGUAAACUUAGAUACGCUAGUUUGUUUAAAAAUUAUAGAUUUACUGUACAUGACUUGUAAUAUACUAUAAUUUGUAUUUGUAAAGAGAUGGUCUAUAUUUUGUAAUUAUUGUACCGUAUUUGAACUGCAGCAAUAUCCAUGGGUCCUAAUAAUUGUAGUUCCCUGAAAUCUAGGUAUUAUUAGCAUUUUUACUCGGGCUGUACAGAAGUAGGAGAAAUAGAGCCAAUUCUCAUCUAUUCCGUGAAAAUCUUUUGGGGAUGAAAUUUUAAGUUCAAAAGAACUUGACGCUAGAGAUUUUUUCUAAAAAAUAUUUUGAGUCACUUUAAUCUACCUUUACACAAGAUAUACCAGAUGACUCCUUAACAACCUUUACUUUGGGCAAGAGUUCCAGGAUUUGACAGUGUACCUUCGGUCCACCACGGGCCGCACCUGUCUUUGAUUUUACUGACCCUCUGCUAAGCUCAUCCCGUCGGUCGAGCUGGUGACUCUGACCCUGUGGCAUUCACAGCGGCAUCCCCGCUGCCCACACAAGACCUUUUUUGCAUCUCUGGUGUAGAAAGAAUCGCACAGGGGCAUGAAGUCCCUCUGCCCCCGCUCCCUGAGGAUGGAUGCUGCUGCCGGUCUCUAAAUAGGGGUGCUGGGGAAGGGGGGGGGGCGGAGGGGCAAAGCGGUGAUCUGCAGGCUUAGAAUGUCGGGUCUGUUCGAUUCGUAUUGUUGCCUUUUCACACAACACUGCUUUACUGUGUGUUCUCUUUGAGGGCUUUUAUAUGCAACUGAAUGAGGGCUGAAGUUUUCAUUAGAACAUUUGCACGGUCUGGCUGUGCUUCCUGAUGAAAACCCACUUGACCACGAGACCCACCAAGGCUUCCCUUUCU
Molecule: messenger RNA, 7879 nt
Organism: Callorhinus ursinus (northern fur seal)
Lineage: Eukaryota; Metazoa; Chordata; Mammalia; Carnivora; Otariidae
Source: RefSeq, a predicted model, not a curated record